GGCCUGUCAAACCCUGUCCUGCUCCUGUCACUCAGCCCCAAAAGGCCCUGGAGGUCACUGGGGAUUGCUGGGGAUGAGCCCCUCAGAGGGCCAGGAUGUUCCUGCCCUGCCCUUUGUCUCCAGGAGUGUGACCCCCCCAGUCCUGGGGCACCCCCCAGCUGAAGAUGGUGGCCUUUAACUGGAAGGCUCUGGAAAACUUCCCACUGCUGAUGUACAUUUUGGCAGCUAAAACAUUGAUCCUUUGCUUGGCCUUUGCUGGAGUCAAAAUGUACCAGAGCAAGAAAAUUGAGGAGAAACUGAAGAGGGAACGUGAGGAGAAGCUGAAAGCAGAAGCAGAGAAAAAGGAUGAGUGAAGAAUCCCUCAGGUUCCUGACAUUUGGGUUCAUUUCCCAGGAGGAUGAAACCUUCCUGCAAAAGAAGGAUGUGUCACCUCAGAGGAGUGACACUUAAAUGAUCUCCGUUUUUGUAUGUACAGCAAAGCACCUGAGCCCCUCUAUUUAUGCAAUAAAAUAAAAGCUUUUGUU
Sturnus vulgaris (Common starling) is the source of this 524-nucleotide messenger RNA. NCBI's taxonomy places the organism in Eukaryota, Metazoa, Chordata, Aves, Passeriformes, Sturnidae. The record is from RefSeq and is a predicted model, not a curated record.